AUUUAACGUUAAAGGUAUAUAAAUAGCCUUAAGACGUCUGCGUAUACAAGUGGUGAUGGAACGGAGACAGACCAUCAACGGUUUUCAAUUGUCCGACUGGUGACCGAUCUGUAUAAACUGUAUAGGAAUUCCGCUGUAGAAUCAUUCAAAAAAAGUGAGCUGAUUGGUGGAGAAAUGGUGGAAAAAUAAUAACCAUUUAAAUAUAUUUACGGCGAGGUUCACAUGCUGAAUAUUUCAAUCUUCAAACGAACCAUGAAUGUCAUGUUGGAAGAGGUCAAAACUUAAUCCAUGCCAUUUGGCACGACGCUGAAGCGAAGAAAAUACGUGCAUGGCUGACAUGGAGAAAAUGUGUUUUUCGAAAAUGUGAAAGAAAUGUUUACAUUGAGGAGAUGAGUUGAUGUAUUUAGCUAUUUAUGAAUCAAAUGAAGACGGCCAAUGUAUGCAAUCGGAUGUUAGCAUUUUACGCCUAUGAUAAAAAUGCAAAAACGGAACAAGAGGACUGAAUGGCAAGGAAUGCAUUUAUUCGUAUAUAGCCAUUGCGAGUUAUCGCGACCAGCCGGAAUAAAAUGCGCACAAGAUCAAAGAAUUGAACUCGAUAUCCUUUGAAUAAUUCCAGUUUUCAACUCGGCUAGCCGAGACAUCUUGGUUCAUGCAAUCAUCUCAUUGUGAAAAAAAAAUCAACGCCUUUUCAAUUGAAAAUUAAAACAUGCAACUGGUUUUCAUUCAAGCCAUGACAAUCAGGUCAUUUGUGUUAUAACAGUCAUGUAUAGUCAGUGCGUUAGAUAUUAAUAAAUGAUGAAAGAACCUUGAUAAUUUUUUCUCACUUUUACAUUUGACGCGCGAUUCUCUUAUUUUUUCAUGCGUGAAAUCGUCUCGGCGUUUUUCGGCUCGUCCUACAGCCACACGUUUAUUACUGUCGUGUAAACGGAAACUCGUUGCGUGCGUGCAAUUUGAUUACGGUUAAAAAGCAAACACCGAAAAGAUAACGCGACAUUUAUAUAAAAGCAAAGAAAGGAGCGUCUCUUUCUUUGUUCAUUCAACGCCAUUGUGACCAACAUUGCGGUCAAGGCAACAUUAGAUGUUUAAACAUGCUAUUAACGAUGCGAAGAAUUAAUAACGAAUCUGUGUUCAACCAAUCAGAAUGCUGCGGCUAAUGUCUAAUACAAGUCAACGAUUAUUUAUAUGAUAAACGUAUGACAGUAGAGUGAAGGCGACUGUUCGUAUUGGUUGUUUCCCUCUUUGAUGACAGACAGCAUGAUUGCAUACAUACACAGUCUUGUUCAUGUUGUCAAAUGAUCCUAUGUGGUGAGGUGUACGUAUAGUCGGUUCAAGCGUCAUGUUUUCUGACAACAGAGACUCCAUGGGUCUUCUAUUCUUGUGUGUACUGGUCUUCCUGAUGCCUGUGAUGGUCGUUUCACAGCCAAAAUGCCUUCGUCUUAGAAUCCAAUCUUGCAAAGGACUCAAUUACAACCGAACAAUUUUUCCGAAUUUCGAAAACCAUCGAACUCAAAGUGCUGCAGAUGUUGCCAUCGGCCAUUUUAAUCCACUGUUUAAAGUGACAUGCUCGAACGAUUUGAAAUACUUUGUGUGUACAUAUUAUGCGCCUGUAUGUAAUACAUUGGGAAGGCUUCUUCCACCUUGUCGUUCACUUUGUGAAAGUGCUCGUGAUAGCUGUUUACACGUCAUGAAAAAGUUUGGAUAUUCAUGGCCGACUGAGCUCGCUUGUGAUAAAUUCCCAUUGAUGAAGGAUCAGAUUUGUGUUGGUCGCAAUCUCUCCAGGUCGUCGACGAAACGUCCUCCAGAUAAACCAACUCGAGCAACAAAGAUUGUAAAAGCUGGUGGUACGACAAGGAUUGUGCAUUUGGAAAGACCAACAAUAGCAAUUCCCGAAUUUCGUUGUCCAGAAGCCCAGAGAGCACCGAACGACUUACAUCGUUUCAUGGGAGAAAGAAAAUGUGGAGCGCCAUGUCGUAAUAUUUAUUUUACCAACGAUGAGAUCAAAAUUUCAAGAGUAUGGACUGGUUUUUGGAGUGCAAUAUGUGCUGCAUCGACUAUAUUUACUUUGCUAACAUUCUUUAUCGAUAUGCGACGGUUUCGCUAUCCUGAAAGGCCCAUUAUAUUCUUAUCCGGCUGUUACUUUGUCGUGUCGAUUGGUUUCUUUGCUGGCUUUGUUGGCAAAGAUAGUAUAUCCUGUAACGAUGCUGUUUCUGCUAACGCGAAUAAAACUUUGACUCAAGGCACAAAGAACGAAGCAUGCACAGUCGUCUUCAUGAUGAUAUAUUUCUUCUACAUGGCUGCGAGUAUUUGGUGGGUUAUUUUAACGCUAACAUGGUUUCUAGCUGCUGGCAUGAAAUGGGGUCACGAAGCGAUUGAGAAUAAUUCGCAGUUCUUUCAUCUGGCUGCGUGGGUUAUACCAGCAAUCAAGACGAUCGCCAUUCUUGUUUUGACAGAAGUGGAUGGCGAUGAAUUAACCGGAGUUUGUUUCGUUGGACUAUCGAGCGAAAGAGCCUUACGCGGCUUUGUUUUAGGUCCACUGAUUGUGUAUUUCUUUGUCGGCGUUUUCUUCUUAUUGUCUGGUUUCAUUUCUUUGUUUCGUGUUCGUUCCGUUCUCAAGAACGACGGCGACAAACGGGAGAAGAUCGAGAAAUUAAUGAUACGCAUUGGUGUGUUCUCCAUACUUUAUAUGGUCCCUGCUAUCACCGUUAUUGGAUGCCUAUCGUACGAACAAGCGAACAGGGAGCAAUGGCGACAGUCCUGGCUGGAUGCAUUUUUGCUAGAACGUAGAAGAUGUUUAUCGUGUAUUCCCGAGGUUGGUGAGGACAGACCAGAUUUUGCUGUAUUUCUCGUGAAAUAUUUAAUGUUCCUCAUUGUUGGCGUCACUUCGGGAUUUUGGGUUUGGUCAACCAAAACGCUGGGAUCAUGGCGACGAUUGUAUACACGGCUCAAACCGUCGAAAAACGAUGUAAGCACCUGAACUUUCAGUGAAGGAAACUAUUGUUCUGCUUUCUUUGAUAGAACGUUACGCUGUUCAACAUUAGGGAGGUGUUGUUAAAAAUAUGAAGCAUUCACUUGAUAUCUUACAAGAAGAAGACAAGCACAAUCGUGGUUUUGUGGCUAUGAUUUAAAUUUGUUGAGGUUUGUGAAUUGGCGAGCGUAAAUUAAGGGUCGUGCUGUGCCGAAGCCUUAUGAUGGCACUUCGUGGGGUUUCAUCACAAAGACGAAAUAGUUGGCGGUGCAUUGUUUACUUGUGUAAAUACUAGCUUUAUUAAACUGUAUACAAGUGAAAGAUCGAUUGUAAACGAGCGCCUUCAAAUCGCUCCGGAAAAGCGUUGAACAAUAGAGCAUGCACGCCUUGGACUAAAGACUCUCGUACGUUUGAACAGCAUCUUGCCUUCUGGCAACUCAUUCAUUAGAAUGUGCGCAAUUCUUUUAAGCAAAUUUCAUUGGAGUUAGGUCGUAUCCAAUGUAGUUCAUUUUUAAAGCAAGUUUAACAGAGAUUGUUGAUAAAAUAUAUGUUUGUUUAUAAAGUAGAUGUUUAUGUAUUUCUAUAGUGCAUGUUUGUCAAUGAAAUAAACGGCAUCUACGGUUACAACUGUCGCGCCAUGCCAUGUACAUGCUGUGCGCACUUUUGCCAAACGUAAAGUGCACUAUUAA
This is a messenger RNA of Xenia sp. Carnegie-2017, 3654 nucleotides long. RefSeq names its product frizzled-1-like. The record is from RefSeq and is a predicted model, not a curated record. Bases 1337 to 2974 code for a protein of 545 amino acids. Gene Ontology annotation, biological process: canonical Wnt signaling pathway; non-canonical Wnt signaling pathway. Gene Ontology annotation, cellular component: plasma membrane. Gene Ontology annotation, molecular function: Wnt receptor activity; Wnt-protein binding. The transcript is spliced from 2 exons. NCBI's taxonomy places the organism in Eukaryota, Metazoa, Cnidaria, Anthozoa, Malacalcyonacea, Xeniidae.